This is a messenger RNA of Striga asiatica, 977 nucleotides long. Lineage: Eukaryota; Viridiplantae; Streptophyta; Magnoliopsida; Lamiales; Orobanchaceae. The record is from the annotation of a GenBank genome assembly.
AUGAAAUCCGUCAUAGAACGAUAUAAAAAACUAAAGGGGGAACCUUACCAUCGGCUGAAUCCGAACACAGAGAUCAAGUUUUGGCAAAGAGAAGAAGAAAACUUAAGGCAACAACUACAGUACUUGCAAGAACGCCACAGGCAACUUUUGGGAGAAGAGCUUUCUGGAUUGAGUACCAAUGACCUCCAAAAUCUGGAAAAUCAACUGGAAAUGAGUUUGAAAGGCGUGAGAGUGAAAAAGGAACAAAUUAUGACUGAAGAAAUUAAAGAUCUAAAGCUGAAGGGAAAUAUGAUUCAGCAAGAAAACAUAGAGCUGCACAAAAAGGUCAACCUUCUCCUUGAAGAAAAUGCAAAGUUACAGAAAAAGGUUUACGGCCAUGUUACAAAUACCAUCAACAACGAACAUGAUCUAAAUGCACCCAUAAACCUCGAGCUUAGUCAGCCACAACAUCAGAAAAAUAAAGCACCUGAUGUGGUGGAGCUAGGGUAAUUCCAAUUAUAGAUUCACAGUUAUAUAUGUCUUGGCAUUUUUUUUCCACCCAAUCAAUCUUCACAGUCAUGAUAAUAGUUUUUGCAACAGGCUGCACUAGCAUUGGAAGCCCUAGAAAAAGUUUAUCACAUAUGUAUCAACUUAGCUCACGAUUCAAAAAACCAGGCCUCAUUUGACCGGAAAAUGCCAUGGUACCGUGAUAGGUUGAAUGUGCAUACCUCACCUUAGACAUCAGACUUCGGUUUGAUGAAAACAUCUUAAGAUAUUUUAUAUUUUUAUCUGUAUAGAUCGAUUGGAAAUUGUGCGAAGUUGUUAAUAAGUUCCAAGAGAAGGAAACAUGGUAUGUGAAAGGUUUGUUCUUGCUAAAUGUUGCAACAAUUAAUGAUUGUAAUACUGGUGCUUGCUUGAUCUUGAUUUAUAUGAUGAUUAUUGGUUGUGAAAGCCGAGGAAAAUGUGCAAGAAAAUAAAAACAAUGAGUUCAAUUUUUG